UCCCUCCCAGCCCAGUUGCAGCUCCAUUGAAAGAAGCGAAAAGCCCCCGUCAGCAGCAUGUCAUCGCCUCCCGAGGACAAAAUAGAAACAAAAGCUGGACAUCCUCCUGCGGUGAAAGCUGGUGGGAUGCGAAUUGUGCAGAAACACCCGCACGCUGGGGAACCCAAAGAAGAAAAAGAUAAGGACGACCAAGAGUGGGAAAGUACCAGUCCACCUAAACCAACUGUGUUCAUCUCUGGUGUCCUUGCAAGGGGUGACAAAGACUUCCCUCCGGCAGCAGCACAGGUGGCUCACCAGAAACCUCACGCCUCCAUGGAGAAGCAUCCUUCACACAAACAGCAGCACAUCCAGCAGCCUCGCAAGUGAACAGUCUGCCGGGAAGUCAGCAAGGCCCAAACUCACUGAAUAUGUUUCUAGGAGGAGGAUUUGUAGUUUCUGUAAAGUUUGAUAUUUACAGAUGAGAGCGAUUUAAGACAAAGUGGCUGGGGGUGGGGGAGGAGGGAGCAAUUCUUACUCUCCCUUAAAUUACUAAAAAUGCUUCAAGUAUCGCACCCUGUUAAUCCAAAUGGAAAUUAUGCUUCAGCUCCAAAUUAUUCACUUACCAAGGAUCAUUACCCAAAUGUAUCCUUACCUCCAGUUUUGCAUAGAAAUGGAGCUGAUCUUUAUUUGCCCAAGACCAAAUCUAAAUAAAACAAGUAUCAUUUUA
Messenger RNA from Ornithorhynchus anatinus (platypus), 706 nucleotides. It is a transcript of the gene DAP, whose product is annotated as death associated protein. NCBI's taxonomy places the organism in Eukaryota, Metazoa, Chordata, Mammalia, Monotremata, Ornithorhynchidae. Gene Ontology annotation, biological process: negative regulation of autophagy; apoptotic signaling pathway; cellular response to amino acid starvation. Gene Ontology annotation, molecular function: death domain binding. The transcript is spliced from 4 exons. The record is from RefSeq and is a predicted model, not a curated record. The coding region runs from base 58 to 366 and encodes 102 amino acids.